UAAAUAUUUUAAAAUCCUAAAAAUUAGAGAUAUCGAAAUCCAAAUAAAAUCCUGCAAACACAUCAGAUUUUCAGCACAUCAGCACAUAUGAUAUCAGCUGUGAUUUUAGGGAAAAAAAUACCAUCAGAUCAGAUUUUCGUGUCCAGACAUUACCACAUCAGAUUUCUGCAUUAAUACAUCAAGAAAAGUUUUUCCGGGAGAAAAAAAACGGCCCUGAUAUAUUGCAUCCUCCAUCUCUGUUCAAAGGAUGUGUAAUCAAAAUUCCUUAAUUCCAAAUUGAAAUCAUCAAUCUUUAUGUCAAUUUAGUGUUAUUUUAAAUGAAAACAUCAUUUGACAAUGGAGAUUUCAGAAAAAAUUCACCAAAUAUCAACAAUAAUUACAGAUUCAUUACCGAUUUUAGCAAUAUUGAUUUCACCCAGAAAUCGUCUAUUUCAUCAUAUCUGGCGAGAGAAAGAAGGAAAAACUAAAGAACUGUGCAUACCUGAAGGCGACCUCUGAUGUGCGACAGUGGCGCCGGAGGUGUGGGAAGCUGGCACCGGAGGUAUGGGAGGGUGGUGCCGGAGAUACGAAGGGCAGCGAUGGCAGCGUCUGACGGAGGCGGAGCGUCUGGCGGCAAAAGAUUGCAGGUUUAGAAGAAAACAUGGAGAACAACACCAACACGGAUAAUGGUUCUUCUCAUUCUUGGUGGCUUGACAACACUCAUAAUAAUCGUCUCCAUCAAUCUCAAUGGCUGCAGUCAACUUUAUCAGAGUUGGAGAAGAAGGUAAAAAACAUAUUAAGUUUUAUUGAAGACGAUGGGGAUACAUUUGCAGAAAGGGCUGAGAUGUUCUACAAAAAGAGGCCUUUACUCAUUAAAUCCGUUGAAGAUCUUCAAGAAUCCUACAAACUUUUGGCUGGAAACUACGACCAGUUAUUGAAAAGAUAUGAAAAUCUACGUGCAUUUUCCAAAUUGGAUUCCCACAUCUUUGCAAACCCUAACCGGUUUUCUCCAAAAGUACUUCAGAGUUGUGAUCACAACUUUGAAGAUGAGCUAAAGAAAAAGAGAUACGAGUUUUUUCAGUUUGCUGAUGAUUUAGAAAAUCGUUGUGAUGAGAUGAGGUUGAGUGUGAUGAAACUUGUUGAAGAUAAUUUAGAGCUGCAGGCUGAGCUGGUGAAAAGGAAUGAUCGGAAAAGAGAAGCCAUUAAUGAGUUGCGAGCUCAUGUGAAGAAGCUUGUUGGUGAGAACAAUGAAUUGAAGAGUAAGUUAGCUCGAAUGGAAGCUGAUGUUAGGAGGAACAGAUCUCAAUUCUCAAGAGCAAAAGAUCUAAUUUUCAAGAAAAUUAGUUAUCAAUAGUAGAACACUUACCCCUUUUUAAUGUUACAUGAGGAAAGAUACUUUGUUUUUUACCCAAUAUAAUGAUCAAAUGUUUUUUGUGGAAAUGGUUGAAUCAAUAAAACCAACAUGUCACAUGUGUCUAUAAGUUUUUUUUUUCUUUCAAAAAAUCGGAUUUGUUCUUUAUAAGCACGUUGCUAUUUCAUGCAAUUAUCCCUAGAACAUUUUGAAAACAGUUGAUUAGCAUCUUUAUAACAAAAUGUUUGACCCUAAAAAGUCAACUCCCAGCUUGUAAUUAUAUCUCCUUUUUCUUUCUCAAGAAUCUAGAUUUUCAACAAAAAGACUUCAUGGCAACCCAGAAUUCAAUAACAAAAUGAAAACCCAAAAGAAGUCGCAACAUUUUGCUUUAAACAUGCAUAUGUUACUACUCAAUAUACUAUUUUAAAAAAUACCAUUUUUCAGUGUUUUUUUAUCCUUCAAGCAUGGCCUUUGCAGCAUCUAUGAGUAUGGGUCUAAAUUCAUCUGAUGCUCUACCAAGAACAGUGUAUCCUUCCUUAUCUUCAACAUCAACAUCUGCACCAUGUCUGAUGAGUAAAAGAGCUAUCUCUUUGUUAUAACAUAUAACUGCACUCAUUAUAGGAGUUUGUCCAGCUCUAUCAACAGCAUCAAUAUCUGCACCUUCUUCAAUCAAAAGCUCACAUAACUCUGACUUCCCUGUACUUGCAGCCCGGUGUAAUGGUGUGCACCCUACCUGUAUAUGAUGAACAUCAAACAAUUAUCAAAUCAGAGAAAGAUUACAAAGAGAAAAUGAUAAGUUUUUAAAGAAAAUUAUGAAGUUACUAGCCUUGUCUUUUGAAUUGAUCUUUGCGCCAUUUGAAAGAAGAAUUUCAGCUACUUUCAACCAACCCUUGCUGGCAGCAUAGUGAAGAGCAGUGCGACCUCCAUUGUUUUUCAAGUUUACAUCAGCUCCUGAUCAUCAGAAUGUUGUUUUUUAGCAAGAAAUUCACUAAUUGGAGCCAAAAGUUUCAGCAGAAAAAGAAUUAUCCAACCUCUGUCUAGCAAAAUCUUGACGAUCUCAACAUUUCCACUGCUUGCUGCAGAAUGAAGUGGUGCCCAACCUUCUUCAUCGGCACUGUUAAUGCCACUGAUUGAGUGAUCAAAAGCUGCAAGUAUCUUCACCACCUGUAUUAUUGAAAUCAAUGUUCAACAAGUAUUUUAGAAAGAAGGACUCAACAGUGGCAGUCUUAUCAUUCAAACCUAGAAAAUUUCAAAUUUGCAGCAAAUUAUUGUGGAGAAAUCAAACUCGGUCUUUACUUUCUAAAAAAAGCAAACUACAUGGCAAGAGGCGAGAUAAAAUCAGGCUAGGAAAUUGAAAACCUCGGUGCGGGCUGAAGAAACGGCGACAUGAAGUAGCGAUCGUCCGUCUUCGUUACGAAGAGCGAGACAACGGUGCAGCUGCGGCUGAGAGAGGGAUUUGAAAAAUGAUAAGUCGCCGUUGUCGGCGGCUCUGAAGAGAUCGUCUUCAUUAAUGAUUUCAGUUUUGUCUGCUUCAGGUUCUGGAUAUUGUGGAUCAAUCUCCAUUUCUGUCGGCAAUUUCGGAAUCGGUGGUGCUGUCCAGGGUUUUAGGUGUUUUGAGUGUGGUAGCCGGAGGGCGAAGCUUGUAGAGAAAGAAAGGGGGUCAAACUUCAAUUUGGAAAACCGAAGGGGUAAGAAUUGAUAGCCGAAACUUUCGCGCAUUUUUAAAGUAAAUUACAAAUGGCCCCUAUGAUAAACCAAAAAUUGUAAAUUCAGCCCAACUUUUCAAUCUUUCCCUCAAAUUUUGAUUUUGAUUUUUUAUUUUUUUUCCUUCCUUUUUUUUGUUAGAUUCUUAGACAAAUCUACCUUAAUAUAUACAUACGUAUUUAUCAUUCUCCUAAUAUAAAAAGUAAACAACCCUUUCAUAGAUUACAAUAAUAUGGACAUUUGUAAAUGGAAUGGAUAGGGAUGAACAAAAUAACCGACCUGGAUCAGGCCCGGGAACUGAAGUCGGCAUAAAUUAAGAACCGAAUCGGACCGCCAGUUUUACCGGUUUCCGGUUCCAACCGGUUCUUGAUGUGUCUUCAAUAUUGGAACUGGUCAUCGAGAAAUAGCUACAUUCAGUUUUGAUGUUUUUUUUUCCAGUUCUACCGGUUCCCGAUUCUAAAAAUCCAUAAGAAUAUUGUUCCGAUCCUGACCUGACCGGUUCCAUCAGGUUUCGGUUUUGGCCGGUUCUCCGGUCCAAAUGCUCAUUCUUAGGAAUGGAGGUUGUCAAUGACGACAUUUAGGAAUUUGGAAUCAAUUAUAAUUAGGAAUGUGGAAUCAAUUAUAAUAGAUGGGAAAAGGAGGUCAUUUUAAUGAGAAAGAGGGAUGAUAGUGUGAUGUGAUAAACGGAGUUGAAGUUAUCCAAAGACAUGCUCUCAAAUAGAAGACUACAAUUAAGUAUAUACUAAGUCUUGUUUGGGUACAUGUCAUAUAUGCCCUUUUUAGUAUGUUUUUCCGUGUUUGCUUCUUCCACUGUUUCAACAAGUGUUGUUAUUUUUAUCCUCGUACACUAUAUGUAUAUAUUGUUGUGAUUUAUUGUUUGUAUAUACGUGCUUUAUUGUUUGUAUAUACA
Messenger RNA from Lactuca saligna, 3944 nucleotides. Lineage: Eukaryota; Viridiplantae; Streptophyta; Magnoliopsida; Asterales; Asteraceae. The record is from the annotation of a GenBank genome assembly.